UUUGAAGUUAUUCGUGGCUAGUCUUUUGUAAGUGAAGGUGCGGUGUUUUUAAAUAUGAAAUCGCUAGUUUUAUCUCUAGUCAGCUUGCUGGCUUUAUAUUCAGUAAAUUGUGAUGUGUAUUACGAAGAAAAAUUCCCUGACGAUUCAUGGGAAUCUAAUUGGAUCUAUAGUGAGCAUCCCGGAAAAGAAUUCGGCAAAUUCAAAUUGACUGCAGGCAAAUUCUUCAAUGACCCAGAAGAAGAUAAAGGUCUACAAACCUCUGAGGACGCGAGGUUCUACGCCCUCUCACAUAAAUUCAAGUCCUUUUCAAAUGAGGGGAAAAACUUAGUAAUUCAGUUCUCAGUCAAGCAUGAACAGGACAUUGACUGUGGAGGCGGUUAUGUCAAAGUAUUUGACUGCAACUUAGACCAGAAGGACAUGCAUGGAGAGAGCCCGUACGAGAUCAUGUUUGGUCCAGAUAUCUGCGGUCCUGGUACCAAAAAGGUGCAUGUUAUCUUCAGCUACAAAGGCAAGAAUCACCUGAUCAAGAAAGACAUCCGCUGCAAGGACGAUGUUUACUCCCAUAUGUACACCCUCGUGGUGAAGCCAGACAACACAUAUGAAGUUCUCAUCGACAAUGAGAAGGUUGAAGGUGGAAAUCUCGAGGAUGACUGGGACUUCCUGCCACCCAAGAAGAUCAAGGACCCAGAAGCAAAGAAACCGGAAGACUGGGACGAGCGUGCGACCAUCCCUGACCCCGACGACACAAAGCCCGAGGACUGGGAGAAGCCGGAGCACAUCCCCGACCCUGAUGCCGCCAAGCCUGAGGACUGGGAUGACGAGAUGGACGGCGAGUGGGAACCGCCCAUGAUCGACAACCCUGACUACAAGGGCGCGUGGACCCCUAAACAGAUUGACAACCCAGCUUACAAAGGCAUAUGGGUUCACCCUGAAAUCGACAACCCGGAGUACACAGAGGACAAGAAUCUCUACCUGCGUAAGGAAAUCUGCGCAGUCGGUCUGGACCUGUGGCAAGUCAAAUCCGGAACCAUCUUUGACAACAUUCUGUUCACUGAUGACCUGGAAGAGGCCAAGGAACGCGGGGCGCUAUUGAAGCAAACUCUAGAAGGAGAGAAGAAGAUGAAGACUGCCCAGGAUGAGGCCGAGAGGGAGAAGGAGAAGUCUGAGAAGCCCGAGGACGAUGAUGAUGAAGAUCUGGAUGACGAUGCUAUUCCCGAGGGAGUUGAUGCUCCUGUGGAGGAACACGACGAGCUGUAAACGUUGUAGUGUGUGCAAUAAAAGACAGUUAGUACCUAACGUACUGGUACAGUGAGUGCUAUGCACGCUCGCGCUUCACCGAUGAGUGCAUGUUUGGUUUUCUAUACAGUGUGCACCCGCCAUUAUACUAUUUUCUACUACCUGCACUAUAAAUGACAUCAAUUGGGACCCUGAUUCUCUAAGGCAUUGGACAUAUCGACCGAAAUUUUGUGACGUCACUUUUGACAGAUACUCAUACAUUGGUUUAUCAGAUUUUUAACAUGAAAUAAUUUAGUGAAUGUACUUAGGAAAUAUACAAUCUUGUUAUCCCUCCAUCCUACCACAGAACAGUGCGACGGUAGUAUCCUUAUGAACUUGACAUUCAUUUCAACUCGUACUGAUCAGAUCAUCUGUCAUGUUAUAACUGGUGUACCUUCAAAGCUCCAGCCUAGAAUUCAGCAUUGCUCUACCAUACAUAUUUACAUUUAUGAUGAUCAAAAUGUAAAAGAGAAUCAGGCAAUUCACUAAGGACGGAUUUCACCGUUGUAACUAAUUUCUGUUUAAAUAAAGCGAUAUGCAAAUUUUUACUUAACUCUGUCUUUGAGGCAAACAGUGAAAUCGGCCCUAAAUGCAGUCCAAAGACUGAUCUCAGAUAUAAACUUGUACACGGCCGUCAAGUUCUGUAUUUCUCGUCAUUUAAGUCUUCAGAAAUCUUUUGUAUCAAUAGCGUUCACUUGUUUUAUGUCUUACAAAAGAGGUUAUAUAUUGUGGUGCAGUUUGGAAUUUUACAUAUGGUAACAUUCACGAUUACAAAGUUGCUUUUUAAAAAUAACCUAAACAUUGAAUAAAUAUAUUCAGAUCCCAUUACGUAGAAAGAAAGUAGUAUCGUGGGCGGAGUGUAACCGAUCCAAUGAGGCAUUUUAGUUCUCUAGUUUGUCGAUACAGGUCUUGUAGCACGUGUGACUCGUAAUAUUCCACUUUCGUCCCCACCCCAUACAUAGCACGGGUGAUAUGAUUGUUUAGAAGUGUCCAAAACAACAAUACAUAAGCCAUCUGGAUCAUUGUUUUGGAGCUAUGGUAUAUGCCCCAGAGAUCUAAAACUAUACGAACCCUUUUAAAAGCUCAGUAAUUCAAAGAAAAUAAACAAUUAAUAUUAAAUAGAAAGUGCGUUCACAAGGGUUUUUCAAAGUAAUACCUAAUAAGUAUCACGAAAGUUUUAAAGAGAAAGUUUAUGGCCCUUACUUUUUUUGGGGGUAUUAAAAAAUAAAAUGUCAGGCAAUUUUUAAGUGUCAUGGCACUUUACUUUAAAUGUGUGGGGACUCUUACAAUCCGGGCGCGUUUGACCAUGCGUCUACGGUGUACUGAUUUUGUAUAUAAUUAAGGGUGCGAUCAGUUUUAUUUGUUAUUUAUAUUAUAUGCGGCACUGUGUGUCGAUGAAUGUGUGUUUGCUUCACAAUAUUGGCCGAUGUGGUUAAUAUCGGCAGAUUUGGCAUGCCAAAUUGGUCUGUUUGGUUUGCCGUGUUUGGCGAUAAUGUGAAGCAAAUAGUGUGUUAUCAGUUUACAUUGUGAAAUGAGUCUGAUUAAAUUAAUAUAAACUAA
This is a messenger RNA of Pararge aegeria (speckled wood butterfly), 2835 nucleotides long. It is a transcript of the gene Crt, whose product is annotated as calreticulin. Gene Ontology annotation, biological process: protein folding. Gene Ontology annotation, cellular component: endoplasmic reticulum membrane; endoplasmic reticulum. The record is from RefSeq and is a predicted model, not a curated record. The transcript is spliced from 7 exons. Lineage: Eukaryota; Metazoa; Arthropoda; Insecta; Lepidoptera; Nymphalidae. The coding region runs from base 55 to 1257 and encodes 400 amino acids. Gene Ontology annotation, molecular function: calcium ion binding.